AUGUCUGCGAAUGGAUACAAAUCUAAUAUAUUCUGUCGACCGUUUGAUUAGAGUGCUAGCCCCCGGUCAUGCAACUCUCCUGGCGAGCCACACGCAUACUUCCUAGUUCGCAUUGCUGGCAUUCGUUGCAUUCAUUGAUUGCCGAAAUCUGUAUUUGUUGUGUGUAACCCUUUCGUCUACUUUCACCAAAUUUUCUCCUUCACUGACUGACAUCGCCCACAAUUUGCGUUUAUCUGUGGAUUUUUACUGUCUGGUUGUGUUCUCGGUGUGUUUUAUCGGAGGUGAACUUCAAAGCCCCUGAAAUAGAAUGGCCCAGAGGCUUAACAUCACGAUACCGGGGCCCGGCCCGUGGGGCUUCCGUCUCGCCGGUGGUAGGGACUUUAACCAGCCGCUGUACAUUUCCAAGGUAACAAACUUUAGCAAGGCACAGCGAGCUGCUAUUCUGGAGAAUGAUACCAUCCUUGCCAUCAAUGGAUAUGACAUGACCAACAUAACCCAUCUGGACGCCCAGAACUUCAUCAAGAGUGCCACUGGCAACCUGUCCUUUACUCUAGAAAGGUCUGAGCAGGCCACUAUCUGGACACCAGAGGUCAGUGAGCAGGCAGAUACUGGUAUCAAUAUUUCACUCAAGGCUAACAAACAGCAAUUCCAGCAUGCAGGAAGCAGUCACAACGCCAAACCCCGCCUCUUCCCUGGAUCGGGCGGGGGAGCGGCCCAACAACCCCAGUCGGCUCCAAACGUGGUCCACAAACAGUUCAACUCUCCAGUGGGGAUCUACUCCGCCCAGAAUGUAGCCGACAGUUACAGAGGACAAACAGAGGGCAUGGCACCAACCAAUAGAUAUGAUGACGAUCAACAAGCCCCGGCUGCCUGGCAGAAACCCUCUGCGUAUGCUCCAGGGUCCAGCCAAGGCCCCAGGUCAACCAGCUUCAAGAAGGUUCAACAACUAGCUGGAGAAGAUGAUAGAGGUUAUGGUGGUCAGCAAACCUCAGCCCCAGCCCAAGCCCCUGCCCCAGCCCCUGGAUACCGACCAGGUGGAACUCGCUCUGUGAGGGCUCCCGUUGCCAAGCCAACCACUGGGGGCUCAAAACCAGCGAAUGCCUUGCCAGUCUGCCACAAAUGUAACCAGAAUAUCAUGGGUCCGUUUGUGAAGGUACGUGGUAACCCUCUCCAUGAUACCUGCUUCACCUGUGAAUCGUGUGCCUCAUCUCUACGCAAUAAAGAUGAUGGUGAAGAAGGAUUCUUUGUCAUCAAUGAGUUGCUGUACUGUGAAGCCUGCAAGAAUCGCAUCCAGCAUCAGCCUGGUCAAGUCAACGGAAGCUCAGCCAAGUCUGCACCAAAGUCUCCUUCAAAGCCAGGACCUCCUAAAGUUUCCAAUGAUGGCGAUCAGGUACACCAGAAUGGGGCGUCCACUGCACAUCUGUCUUAUUCCGCGCCCCCUCCGCCCGAGCCAGCAAGCUACGACACCCCGCAGGCGAACUCUGAUUGGCCUGCAGACACAGCAUCAUUCCCAGACCCGCCCUCAUUCCUCACAGAGCAUGCUCCCAUCACCUCACACAGCAGGAACGGUAACGGAGACACAACCGACUCUGGUUACUCGGACCAUCAGCAAGACGAUUUACCCGCGCCGCCCUCAUCGAUGACGACGGGUAUUAAAGCAGUACUCAACGCCCCAGAGCCGUGGAACCCCAGCGAGAGUUACACCUCGCCCGUCAUCCGCAGUGUUAGGGCACCCAUGGGCAAGUCGUUGGCAAGGUCGCCCUCUCCGGCUGAUUCUAACAGUGUCCCUGAAGAUGGUGUCAAGGUCAUGUUUGUUCCUAAGAAUCAUUUGGGUAAGCCACCUAGUCAGGUAGCAGGCCGUACUACUACUACUACCAAGACCUUCACCACCUCGUACCAGGCUUCACCCAAUACAGUUGAAGACGAUAUGGCAGCUCCUCCACCACCACCACCCCCUCAAAUAGGUGCAACAAACUUUGCCUGGAAAUCCGAUGGUCCCUCGGCGCCCCGCCCCAGCCCUCCCCCAGCUGCUUACAGGCCGGGUCCACCCCGUGCCCCUAAAGGCCAGCCCCCUAGGUCCGUCUUCCCCCAGCCUCCUCCAUCCAUGUUGGGCCAGCGGGCUUCACCCGUAGCACCUCCACCGGCCCAGAGAGGCCCUCCGGUGGCUCCCCCUCCGGCCCAGCGGGGACCGCCAGUUGCACCCCCUCCAGCUCAGAGGGGACCGCCAGUCGCACCCCCUCCAGCACAGAGGGGGCCACCCGCGCCACCCCCACAGGGCCAGAGGGGACCACCAGCCCCUGCCCCUGGCCCAGCCCAACCCAGGCCUGGAGGAGCAGUGGCGCCUGCUGCGUCUGCUGGAAUGACCCGUACGCCCUACUGCGAGGGAUGUAACGAUCCUGUAAGGGGCACUUUUGUGACUGCCUUUGGACGCAACUGGCACCCAGAACACUUUGUAUGUGCCCACUGCCAUGAGAACCUGCAGGGCAAGGGAGUGAUCGAGGAUAAGGGCAAGAUCUACUGUGAAGAGGACUACAUGAGGCUUUAUGCUCCAAAGUGUGCCAGCUGUAUGGGAUCUAUUACUGGGGAAUGUGUGAAGGCGAUGGGGGCUGAAUACCACCCUGCCUGCUUCACAUGUGUGGUGUGCAGCCAACCAAUCACAGGAGAUGGAUUUCACAUGCAAGACGGAAUGAUGUACUGCAAAAGGGAUUUCCAGAACAAGUUCCGAGGGGUGAACUGCGGAGGCUGCAACUUCCCCAUCGAGGCUGGGGAAGCUUGGCUAGAAGCCCUGGAUAAAUCUUACCAUGCAGAAUGCUUCACUUGCGCGCAAUGUAGCCAGCGCCUGGAGGGACAGCGUUUCUACGCAAAAGCAGGCCGUCCCUACUGCCAGGCUCACGGCUCAUAAUGUAGUCAUGGCAACGCUAUGCAACACAAGUAGUAUACAGUUAUUUAUUGGAGUUAUUGGGCUUUAUAAUUACCUAUCUUGUAACAUACCUGAGGUUUAGUUAGAAUGUGCACUAAGAUUUUGAAUCGCCCAUUUUUUUCAAUUUUCUUAUUUAUGAGAGAUAAACUCACUUAGAACAAACAGUGAUCAAAUUUGAAAUUGAAUCAUACUUGUUUCAUGUGUUAUUUGAGGUUACUAAAAUCUUCCACACAUUUCAACACUAUGAUACUUGGUUGAGAUCAAAGGGUGCAGGGAAAUGAACAUUUCGAAUGCAAUGCAUGGACUAAUUAAAGAAAGAUAUUGUAUUUAUUAUCUGUUAAUUUUGUAGAUUUAGAAGGAAAAAAAUAAUUUUUCCCCUUUUAAUUGAAUACGCUGUACAAAGAAAGAGUGGCUUCAUAGUUAUGUAUGUUGAGUGAAUGUGAGUUGGGAAAAGGGAUAAAAAGGAGACAUAAAGUAUUUAUUUGUAAGGUAUGAUACAAAGCAAGCAUUGAUGUUAAAAAUGUAAGGUCACUGUAAUAUUGUGAUGGGUCAAUGCGAUUUAAGAUAAAAAAUGAGACGACUUUGAGUUUGUGAUGCCAAUUUGCUUUGCUUCAGUGACGCAACGUGAUUGGUGAAAAUGGCCGGUGGAUAUACAUGUUUGCACUGUAGCAGAGCAAAGCUUUAUAUACAGAGCUCGCCAUGACAACCACAGUUCAAUCGCCACGGUGAUACACAACAGUCAGUGGCCUUGAAUGGAAAUGUUUAAAUGCAAUCUAUUCGUGUUUGUGAUGUCUUGUUUGUUAUGCUUACAAGCCAAUGAUGUCUCAAUAUGCAGAUAUCUUGUUGGACGAAGGAUUUUUGAUAGAAAGAAUUCUUUUGUCGCCUUGAGUGCCAAAUAUUGUUGAUUUAUUUGAUGGCGAAAUCUACAUUUACAUGUAUCUGUAUGUGGGGAGGGACUGCAAAUGCAAAGAAAUGCAUUGUUUGUAGUAGUUGUCAUAUUUUUCAUCCAUUAUCAGAUAUAUGUCGUUAGACAUUUUUUGUUAUUGAGUUGUUUAUAGCAUUGUUCACAGCAUUAAAUUGGAAACCUUAUAAACAAAGAGAUUUUCAAAUGCAGAGAGACUAACAAAUUUACAAAUCCAUCUUUAAACUAUCCGAUGGGAGUUCUUUUUCAACUGUAGUGAAAUUAUUGUUUCAGAUUUUAAAAUAAAAAUAUUUAUAUCCUUCAAUAUAUAUCAGCUGUGUGUUACACUCAUAGCAGUAGACUGUAUAGAACUAUUUAUUUCAUUUUAUAAAAACCAUUUAUUACGCAAAAGGCUUCAGCAAUAUGUUUUAUAACGUAGGUAAAAAGAAAUCAUUAUGUCCGUUAACUAAUUUUUGUGGUGUAUAUUAUAUGUAUUUGUGGGGAGUAUUAAAACAAAAUUGUAUAUACUUGCUAGAAAGCGAGAGGAACAACUUGGACAUGAGUAAGAUUAGUCUUUAGUGCACUAGGAAAUAUGGGUUCUGACAUUAUAUAAUCAGUAUAUAUAUAAAUAUAUUUUACAAGUAUAAUACCAAUCGUAGCCUACUGAUUUUGAAUGAAUACUGAAGUACUAUUGCUUGAUAGUUAAAUGAAGGAAGAAAACUAUGGACAGGUUUAAUGUGUGUGUGGUAUGGUAGUUCAUAUGUAAUGAUAAGAAAUGUAAAUAUAUACUUUUUUUCUCAGAAAAUGCAUGUGGUUUUAUGUUAUGCUAUAUAGUGGACGAUGAUAUUUUAAUCACAGUUUUAUGAUCUAUCGGGGCGAUGUCUUAUGCAUUGUCUUAAAUGCUUUGGAGAGAGAAUGUUAAAAGGUCAGUGCACUGUGAAAUGAAUAACGUAAUGGAAUUGAAUUUUGAUUGUAAAACAAAAUACUGGCACUGCAUAUGGCAUCAUUAAUCUUAAAUGUAGUCAUGAUAGUUCAUAUUGACCUUGAUAUUGUAUUUAAUGUACAUUUAAAGGGAAACAAGAUUUUGAUUCAUGUGAGCAAUGUCUAAAUAAUAUUGAGUAGACUUAAAUAUAUAUUUUUCGUAAUUUCAACUCAACAUUAAUUUAAAGAAAAACAACUGCAUUUGAUAAUGGUGUGUAUCAAUUUACAAUAUGCAUUGAUAGCAUAUUUAUAUUUUUAAAAAAUGAAUUUAAAAACGGUAAAUUAUUAACUUAUUAUGUAGCAAUAAUGGUCACAUGUUUGUAAUCUUUCAGUUUAAUAUGCUUGUGUGGUCGUAUGAUUGCUAAUUUGACAUUUUGAGCUUAUUAUUACCCAUCAUGCUCAGCUUCUAGCCUUUUCGUAGUUUGCUUGUUAUCACCUGAGCAAAAUCAAAGUCUUCCAUAGAUUUCUUAGAGCCUUUCACUGUAUCAUAGAAUCAUUGAAAUUAUAUGUGCCUCUCAAAAUAAAAGAUGAAGAAAUAAAUGUGGAAAAUGAUGAGUAUAGUCUUGGCUAUCUUAAAUAAGGACAAAAUAUAUCAAAUAAUGUAUAAUUAUGUUGUGACGUAAGAUAUUUGAGCAUGCAUCAUGUUGAUGCAAAACCAAAGUGAACCGUCUUUUAGAGUGCAGUGAUUAAUGAAGAAAAAAACGUUAAAAAUCCAAAAAAUCCAUCAUGGUGUUUUCUCUAAGGCAAAUUACAAUAGAAAUGCUUUAACUGUCUUCCAGUUUCUUCUUUUUCCCCUCUUCAAAUCAUUAAGAUUGUGGAUGUUUUAUGUUGUUUUAAGGCCAUGAAUUAACUGAUGAUUGGAGAAAUCUGUGAGAUGAUUGGAUUUAUUUUGUGGGGAAGACGUAGCUUAAACACCUUGCCUUAUCCAAGUAUGUAAAACAAUGUUUCAAUAGCAUUUUUUUUUCUUCAAUUGGAUUGGGAAAAAUUUAAAAAGGUUUAAAAUGGUCUUGAUAAUUUUCUUUAGUAAAGAGAGGAAAUAUUUACAAAAUCUACACAUUUGUGAACACCAGCAAUAUCUUUUUUAUUGUUAUUUGAUUUUCAUGCUAAUUUAUUGUCACCUUUGUAUAAGAAAGUGCUUUCACUAUUGGGAAAUAAAGCAUGCAAUCUUUUAGGCAACAAUUUUU
Strongylocentrotus purpuratus (purple sea urchin) is the source of this 5986-nucleotide messenger RNA. RefSeq names its product PDZ and LIM domain protein 5. The record is from RefSeq and is a predicted model, not a curated record. Bases 308 to 2902 code for a protein of 864 amino acids. Gene Ontology annotation, molecular function: actin binding; muscle alpha-actinin binding. NCBI's taxonomy places the organism in Eukaryota, Metazoa, Echinodermata, Echinoidea, Camarodonta, Strongylocentrotidae. Gene Ontology annotation, biological process: muscle structure development; actin cytoskeleton organization. The transcript has 19 exons. Gene Ontology annotation, cellular component: filamentous actin; stress fiber; Z disc.